Molecule: messenger RNA, 2266 nt
Organism: Ylistrum balloti
Lineage: Eukaryota; Metazoa; Mollusca; Bivalvia; Pectinida; Pectinidae
Product: dnaJ homolog subfamily C member 9-like
Exons: 5
Coding region: 1-759 (252 amino acids)
Cellular component (GO): nucleus; cytoplasm
Molecular function (GO): heat shock protein binding
Source: RefSeq, a predicted model, not a curated record
AUGCCAGGCUUGUUGGAGAGUUGCAGAAAUUGUUUUGGCACAGAUGACUUAUACAAAGUCAUCGGAGUACAGAAAACGGCAACUGCGGCCGAAGUAAAACGUGGAUACCAUCGUCUGUCCCUGAAGGUCCAUCCCGAUCGUGUAGAAGAGGAAAUAAAAGAGGAAGCUACACACAAAUUCCAAACAGUGGGCAAAGUAUACAGCAUCUUAUCAGACAAGGAUAAAAGAACAGUUUAUGAUGAAACAGGUGAGGUAGAUGACGAGGAUAGUUUACAAGAAGACAAAGAUUGGGUAGACUACUGGAGAAUACUCUUUCCAAAAAUUACAGAAGAAGACAUCAAGAACUUUGAAGCCAAAUACAAAGGAUCCGAGGAAGAGCGAGCUGACCUGAAGGAGGUUUAUACCACAUUUGAGGGAGACAUGGAUGAAAUCAUGGAACAUAUCAUGUGUUCCAGUAUUGAGGAUGAACCUCGAUUUAGAAAAAUCAUCAAAGACUUGAUCAAAAAAGGAGAAGUUCCUAAUUUUGAAGCAUUUAGUAAAGAAAACAAGAAAAAAAGUGCAUCCCGGAAGAGAAAGGCACAGGCAGAGGCGAAGGAAGCAGAAGAAGCCAAGAAAAGCCUUGGGAUAGGAGCGAAUGACUCCCUGCAAGCUCUUAUCCUUAGUAAACAGAAGGGACGUGCAGCUCAGGCAGAUGACUUCUUUGCCAACCUAGAGGCUAAAUAUGCUCAACCAAAGAAGGCAAAGGGAAAGAAAAAGUGAUUUGUGAGAAAGUUCAUUUAUAGUUUUAGGCAACAUGGUAGUGUACAUACAGAUCCAUGUAAUGAAGACUUUGUCCUCUAUAAAAGAAAAAGGCUGAAGUAAUCCACAUUGAAAAGAUAUUGUGAUAUACUUCAAAAUCCUAUCUAAGGGAGGUGUUAGUUGUUACUUUCAUUACCAAGGUAUGCUUGCAAAAACAAAGGUUGAGAAAAGAAAUGACCUUGACCCAAAGUCAAAGAUGCAGCAGUCUUCAAACAACCUGAUUGAAAGGUUUCCUGGUGGAAGCCCUACACAAUCUGUAAAAAAAAAUGUUAAAACCUUAUGACAAGUUCCCAUUGACCAGGACCUCAAAUGUCAAUGAUAUAAAAUGCUAAUAAAUUUGUAAAGAGCAUUGAAUACCAAGUUAAUGAUGUAGGCCCAUUGGGCAUCUUGAUAUUGAGAAUUUUUCAACUUCUGUAUCAUUUUCAUUUAUAUAAACAUAUAACUCAAAACAAAUUGAGUUAUGAAUAAUGUGAUAUAAUUAUGUGUUUGGCCAUAUGUUCAAGACGUUUUUUAAACUUUAUGAAUCAGAUCAGGAUGUUAAAAUUCAAUGAAGGAGAGAGACACAAUCUGUAGCUCUUACCAUCCACAUUGAUAUUUGAAUAAUCAUUCAGGCACCACAAUGCUACAUUUUGUAUGCUGUCUCAUUAGCUUUCUGAUGUUUCCUUCUGAUAUGAGAGUGUUUUAUCAUGUGGUACAUGAUGGAGAUGGAAGUGAAAAUGGAUGUUUGUGGUAUUAUAAGAAUAUAGUAGUAUACAAAGGAAUCCCAUUGAUUUAUCGCCCACUUUUGUAAAGAAGGGAUACUUAAUGUAGAAAUCACCUUGUGUGCCCGUGCGUUGUGUGUGACAACCCUGUGUACAGCAUUUCUUUUUUAUCUGUAAUUUCUGUUAUUUUCAGAAAGUUGUACAUGGUAUACAUAAUGACAUGAAAUCACAUUUACACUCUCUCACACUCACAGAUUUUGUAACAGACAGUUAUGAUAUUAUCAUCAACAUCAUCCUCAUCAUCAUCACAUCCUGACAUCAUGCAUAACACUAUCACUCUCCAUUAUAAUGAUAAUCAUGUGUACAUCAUCAUUGUUAUCACUGCAUUACCAAUAAUCACAUGCACUUCAUCAUCAUCAUCAUCAAUCAUCAUCAUCAUCAUCAUCAUCAUCAUCAUCAUCAUAAUCAUUGACCAUUAAACAUCCUUUAUCGUCAUAACAUAAAGACUUGAACUAAAUGAUGUUCAUUAAGAAAUUAGAUAAGAAAAAACCAGUGUACAGCAUAUCUUGUGAGUCUGUAUACAGGUUCAGUCCAUAUUAAAAGCAUAGCAUCACUCACCAAGGUCAUUGGUCAGGGUUGAAGGUCAAAGGUUUGCCUUGAUCAUAGAUUUAGAUAAGAAAAAAAUGUUGUUGUGAUAGGGGUGUGUAUGUGGGCACCUGCUCAUUUUGUUUUUAUGUUAAUGCCGUGUGUGAUAUCUGUUCAGAUAA